Molecule: messenger RNA, 6031 nt
Organism: Sus scrofa (pig)
Lineage: Eukaryota; Metazoa; Chordata; Mammalia; Artiodactyla; Suidae
Source: RefSeq, a predicted model, not a curated record
UGCCCCGGCGGGCGGCGGGCGGCCGGCGGCCGGCGCGAGGCCCCUCCCCGGCGGAGUCGCUCAGCGCGGAGGAAGCGGAGGCGGCGGCAGCGCCGAGACCUCGCCGCGCUCAUGGCGUCGCCCGGGCACUCAGAUUUGGGAGACGUGGCCCCAGAAAUAAAAGCCUCCGAGAGACGAACAGCUGUGGCCAUUGCAGAUUUGGAAUGGAGAGAGAUGGCAGGAGAUGACUGCGAGUUUCAUUAUGGAGAUGGUACGAACGAGGCUCAGGAGAGUGACUUUCCAACAGUGGAGAGGAGCAGACUGCAAGAAAUGCUGUCCCUUUUGGGACUAGAGCCAUACCAGGUGCAGAAACUCAGCCUGCAGGACGCCUUGCAGAUAAGUAGCGACAGCAUGAAGAACUGGGCUCCGCAGGCUCCCAGAGACCUGCCCUGGAAUUUCCUCAGGAAGCUGCAGGCCCUCAACGCCGAAGCCAGGAGCACCACCAUGGUGCUGGACGUGGCCCCGGACACCAGGCCUGUGGAGAAGGAGAGCCAGAUGGAGGAGGAGAUCAUUUUCUGGGACACGGCCGACGACAUCUCCGCGGACAUCUACUCCUUCUCCGAGCUGCCCACGCCCGACACGCCUGUGAACCCCCUGGACCUCCUCUGCGCCCUGCUGCACUCCUCGGACAGCUUCCUGCAGCAAGAGAUCGUGUUCAAAAUGUCCCUCUGCCAGUUUGCGCUCCCUCUGGUCUUGCCCGACCCCGAGAACCACUACCACACGUUUCUGCUGUGGGCCAUGCGGGGCGCCGUGCGGACGUGGUGGUCGCCGCCCCCGAGGGCGGCGGGCGGCUUCCGAGAGGACAGCCCGGGCCUGUCCCGCGCCCCGGCCUUCGCCUUCGUGCGCAUGGAGGUCAGCAGCAACUCCAAGUCCCAGCUGCUCAACGCCAUGCUCAGCCCCGGCCACAGGCAGCGCGACUGCUUCUGGCAUCGGGACCUGAGCCUGGGCACCAACCCGCGGGAGAUCGCCGACGGGCUGGUGGAGAUCUCCUGGUUCCUUCCCAGCGGCCGGGAGGACUUGGACAUCUUCCCGGAGCCCGUGGCCUUCCUGAACCUGCGGGGCGACAUCGGGUCGCACUGGCUGCAGUUUAAGCUCUUGACGGAAGUGGCCUCGGCCGUGUUCAUCCUGACCGACAACAUCAGCAAGAAGGAGUACAAGCUGCUCUACUCCAUGAAGGGCUCGGCCACCAAAUACUACUUCAUCCUGAGUCCCUACCGCGGCAAGCGCAACACCAACCUGAGGUUUCUCAACAGGCUCAUCCCCGUGCUGAAGAUGGACCACUCGCACGUGCUGGUGAAGGUCAGCAGCACCGACAGCGCGGGCUUCGUGCGCAGGGUCCGCGCCAUCGUGGCGCACGUGACCCGGUCCCCGUGCCGGAGGGUGUCCGUGGAGGACAUGGCGCACGCGGCCCGCAAGCUGGGGCUGAAGGUGGACGAGGACUGCGAGGAGUGCCAGCGGGCCAAGGACCGCAUGGAGCGCAUCACCAGGAAGAUCAAGGACUCGGACGCCUACCGCCGGGACGAGCUGAGGCCAGGGGACCCGUGGAGAAAGGCGGCCCAGGUGGAGAAGGAGCUGUGCCAGGUCCAGUGGGCCGGGGACCCUCCCGAGAAGUCCAGGGCCGAGCUGAGGCACCGGCUGCUGGAACUUCGCGCGCAGCAGAACGGCCACGAGCCGGCCUGGGGGCUGCAGGAGUUCAUCUCGGGCCUCAGCAGCCCCUCCCUGGGCGAGAAGCAGUACUUCCUGAGGUGGAUGGAGUGGGGCCUGGCCAGGGUGGCCCAGCCCCGGCCAAGACAGCCCCCGGAGACGCUGCUGCCCCUGCGACCCAAGCACUGUGCGGCCGUGGACGGCAGCGAGCCCCCCUGGCCCGAGCCCCUGGGCGUGGAGCACUUCCUGCGGGAGAUGGGGCAGUUCUACGAGGCCGAGAGCUGCCUCGUGGAGGCAGGGAAGCUGGCAGCGGGUCAGCGGCGGUUCGCCCACUUCCCGGGCUUGGCCUUGGAGCUGCUGCUGAAGGGGCUGCCCCUGGAGCUGAUCGACGGGAACACGCUGAGCCCCCCGCUGCGCUGGGUCACCGGGCUGCUGAAGGAGCUGCACGUCCGCCUGGAGAGGAGGGCGCGCCUGGUGGUCCUGUCGGCGCUGGGCGCGCCGGGCACGGGCAAGUCCACCCUCCUCAACACCAUGUUCGGGCUGCGGUUCGCCACGGGGGGCUCCGGGCCGCGGGGGGCCUGCAUGCAGCUCAUCACGGUGGCCGAGAGCUUCAGCCAGGACCUGGGCUGUGACCACAUCCUGGUGAUCGACUCGGGGGGCUUGGUAGGCGGGGUCCUGGCCGAGGCCGGGGAGCGGUUUGAGCGGGAGGCCGCCCUGGCCACGCUGAUCAUGGGGCUGAGCAACGUCACCGUGGUCAGCCUAGCAGAGACGAGGGACGUCCCGCCGGCGAUUCUGCACGCGUUUCUGAGGCUGGAAAAAACGGGGCACAUGCCCAACUACCAGUUUGUGUACCAGAACCUGCACGACGUGUCUGUCCCCGGCUCCAGGCCCAGAGAGCGGCGGCAGCUCGGGGAUCAGCCGGGUGAUGUGAGCAGAGCCACGGCGCAGCUGGAGAGGCAGGGCGAUGGGAUCCGGACGCUGGCCGACCUGGCCUUUUGCGACCCCGAGAAGCAGCACAUCUGGCACAUCCCCGGCCUGUGGCACGGAGUGCCUCCCAUGGCCGCUGUGAGCUUGGGCUACAGCGAAGCCAUCUUCGAGUUGAAGCGAUGCCUGCUAGAAAACAUCCGGAACGGGCUGUCCAACCAAAACAAAAACAUUCAGCAGCUCAUUGAGCUGGUAAGACGGCUGUGAGUCCUCGAAGAGACGGCAAGUCCAGCUGCCAGAGGCCUGUUCUGGUGGGGGGCCCGCCCGGAGAGGGGAAGACGGGGUGGGGUCUGGAGCUGCCCGAACAGUGUCAGGAAAGGAAGCCACCUCUCAGACCAGCCCAGGGAGCCCUCGGGAGGGGCGCCGAACAGGCCCCGGGCAGGGGGGUUGGCCUUUCACUCGGCUGCUCUGGAGUGGAGAGUGGCUCCUGACCACCGCGGCCGAGCAGGCGGUACCUGGGAGGGGGUGGGAAGGCGCGCUGAGGAAGCAGAGGGAGGCCUUCCCUCCGCACCGGCGCCCGGAUCCUGCCCCCUGAGCAAGUGCCCACUGCGUGCAGGCGCCACUGUGGUUCUGUGUCCCGACAGGCCCGCCCAGGAAGGGUUCCUGCUGGCUCUGUCGCUCCCGGCACUGUUUACACCUCUGCCACGACACAGCACGCGCAUCGUCUCACCUGUGCACGUGUCUGCCUCUCCCCUAGACGUGUGAGCUCCCGGAGGCAGGGGCUGCCCCCCCCACCUUGUACCCCAGGGCCCGGCACACUGUAGGCACUUAAUAAACGUGUUGAAUGAAUGAAAUUAGUGAACGCACGCAUGAUAGUAACGGCAGGUUCCUCUCUGUGCCUUAAUGGUCUGUUUCCUCCAAGAGGACCCCAGUGGCUGUCGUAGGAGGGCGCCUGCUAGAACAGCUGGGAGGAGUGUCUUUACAAAUGCCAUCAUGCUCCCUCUCCUUAGGUACACAUCCAUUCUGCAGGCUCUUACUGGAAGACGGAACCAAAUCCCUUCCCAGUGGCUCCAAGCUAGCCCCAUCACAACCCCGUUUUAUGGGUGAGGAAAGGCAGCCUAGAGCCGUCAGGCGCCACAGACCUGCCCUCUGUUCACCCCCAGCCUGGCCCCUCCCUUCAUCUCACCUCCAUGCCCCGGGGCAGGCCUCCUCCCUGACUUCGUCCAGGGCCCACUUGACAGCAUGACUCAGACUGUGGGGCCCCGCCUCUGGGGAUUCUCCAGCUGGAAUCAGUCUGGGCUGGCCCUUACCAAGGGCCAGGGUCACCACUCUGGGCCUCGGACCCCAGCCUCAGCUGUGCCACUAGUUCUGGGAGUUGCUGCUUAGGCCGCAGGGCGCCUUCCCUCUGUAUUUUGCGAUUUCAGGGAAGCUUGGCCCCCGGGGGUGACCAGGAGGUUUUGUUCCUUGUAUUCCUUCUGCCGACCCCAGCAAGGCAGCCCUCUGGGCGGGACCCUUAAACGGAAGCCCCAGGACACACCCCCUGCUGCUGCCUGAGGUUCAGAAUGUUGCCCCCCACUCCCCUUGUGCCAGGAGCCUGGAAGAGCACUGAAACUCAGGAAACCUAAUCUUUUGCUAAUAAAUUUAGGAAAAUCUUUUCAUUUCUGAAACUCAAAAAGAAUUUCUCAUCCUCAGGCAUUAUAAAUUUAUUUCUUCCUGGAUCAUUAAAUAAUACAAAUGCUAAGACGUUGGCUCACCUGGAAAUACCAAAACCUUUCCUUUCUUUUCCCUAGAGCCAUGGAAACGACCCAGUUGCCCCGCUAGCACCGUAGGAAUUUCAGCCAGGAUACUCCUGGGCCCCAAGUUCAGGCACUGGUAACCUCGCUUACAGUUGCUGAAUAUCAACUAAUUCCUUUAAAAAUUGACUCAAGCUAUUCCUGAAAUCUGAAACAGGGAAGCCAGCUGUAGUGGUUCCCUACCAAUCCAGGAUUCUUUACUUUGGGUCUAUCCAUUGUCCAAAGAUAAAGUUUAGUCACUAAAUUCCUGAAAAUUAGGUGUGUGCUUUUUUUUGGAAGGGAGAAGGGAGGAAGAGUUCAUAGCUUUCGACAAAUUUUCUAAAGGAUGCAGGAUCCCAAAUAGAUUAAUAACUGCUCAGUGAGCAGGAAAGUUCUUCCACCCAUCCCCAGGACCUAAGAAAUGGAAUCACAUCAACAGUUGCCACUGUACUUAAACUGCUGAAAACAGACCGGUCCUAAGGACUCAAUGUUAACAGCCCUUGAGUAAGAGGUUGUGCUGGGCAGCCCGGGCAGGACCACCUUGGAGGAUGCAGUCAAGCCGCUGAGGAAGUCUGGGGCUGCCCGGGCCGUGUCCAUAGGCCACGGCCUCUCUCAGGUGCAGGAACAGGAGAGGAGGCCCUGGAGCUGAGCGAUUUUCCCGGAGUCGGUUAUGGCACUUUCAUCCCUCUUUUUAGGGGUUGAUGUGAAAUUCCAUGACCUGCAAAAGGAGUCCACCUUCAGAGCCUCAAGUCAGUACCACUCUUGUGAUUAAACUGCCACCAUACCCAGGUCUUGCCUGGUGCCCUGGAGCCCAGAACACUCAGCAUCACUCUACCCUGGCCACUCCUGGGUUCACUGCAGCCAGACCUUCGGGGUCUGAGAGGUCCUAGAACUUGCCCCAGGGCUACUGGGCAGUAAUGUCCUUGGACCAAGCUUAGCGAUGCGAUGUGAGGGCCUUGCAUCAGGAAGGGUGGAUGGGCUGCUCACAGAGGGUCAGUUGCUUUGGUGGAAGCACAUUGGUGAUCUCGGAGUGAAAGGGCCUGGGAGCCUGAGACUGGGCACGGGGCCCGCCCCUCUCCCUGGAGACUGGAAGUAGCUCCCUGGCACGCGGAGCUGCCAGCCUGCUUCUGAACUCUGUCUUGCUUCCUGCUAAUUAUGUGGCCCUUGAGCAAAGUCAUUCCGCUUCCUUAAGCCUCUGUUCCCCUACUGGCACCUGCUCUGUGGUGAGGGCACAAAAGCUGGCAGUGGAGGAGCUCGUCUGUGCAUGCCACAAGCAAGGCGGCUGAAGGUGUGCCCACACCUGAUGCACACCCACGAGGCUUGUGCAGAGGAAGCCACCUGCUAUAUCUGCCUUCUACACCAGCCUCAGAAUUCUCACAUACGCCAAACAGGAGUCCUCCGGUAAAUCCAUCAGCGGUCAUAGCUUCAAAUUAGUUUGCAGCCUUUUCUCCGUCUUAAUGGUAUAGAGAGCAGUGUCUUUUAAUCCACGUUAUCUUAGAUUUAUUGAAACACAUUACCUAGCAGAGCUGGUGCUGAGAAAUCUGUACCACUGUCAACCUGACCUGGUAGCUCUCCCCAGCUGUGAAUUAGCCCAGUAAGGAAAAAUCCCUUUUCGUUUUCUGAGUCAGUAAUAAAAAAAUGAUUUUUGCUAC